AUGGCCAAGAUGAGCUGCUUCUCCAUCCUGCUCACCGGCCGGAGGCAGAAACGAGUGCAGGUUGGUGAUGCCGACAAGGGUGGUGGAACUGAGAGCGAUCGCGCCACGGUGAAGCCGGUGGCGGUGGAGUGUACUGACGCGCCGCCGGCGGUUGCCGCUGCCAUGGUGGAGAAAUGCGGCGACAAGAUCGUCGCCGAUGUGGUCAUCGUGGUGGCGCACAAGGGCGCCAGUGAGGUGUCGCCAGCAAGAUCGGACAGUCUGUCUGACGACAUUGAUUUCGAGUUCCACCCGCAGCACAAGUCCGUCGGCUUCGACGUCCAGGGACCGGAGAAGCAUGCCACUGGCACCGUGCCGGACGCGCGUCCGGUGGCCGCGAGCGCCGGGGAGGAGGCCGCGACGGCGGUGGUGGAGGAGGCUGCGGCAGCGGAGGUGGAGGUGGACCCGUCGGCGAAGCUCAAGCGCUCGUGCUCCAACAUGGAGACGAAGCGGCCUGGCCCGAGGGACUCCCCGGGCACGCGGGUGCGGUCGCGCUCCUACGGCGACCUGCCGGGCGACCUCCUCGUGGUCACCACCCCGCGGCGCGCGCACGAGGCGAGCCCCAAUGCGUCGGUGAAGACGUCGCGCACCGCCGACGGCGUUAUGCUCAAGCGGCGGUCGUCUAGCCAGGUGUUGCCGUCGCGGAGCCGGAAGCUGUGGUGGCGGCUCUUCCUCUGGAGCCACCGCAACUUGCACCGGCCCUGGUCGGCGCGCCCAAGCGACGCUGGCACUCCCCGCGGCGGGUACACGUCGGACACGCUCGAGGAGCCGGCCGACCGCAAGAAGAAGAAGGCGAUGGUGGACGAGUCGCCGGCGCAGCCGCCAUCGCAGAACCAGUGGGUCGCCUUCUGCGCCGACCACUCCCUGAGCGACCGCGUCAGCGACUGGGUGAGCAGCAUCGACAACAGCGGGUGCCUCCGCAUCGCCGAGGAGGAGGACGACGGUGGCGACCAGAGCAUGGACCUCACCGACGACCGCGUGGCGCGUCCGCGUCCCAUGGAGGCCGGGGAGACGUCGGGUAAGGGGGGCCACGGCAAGCUGGCCAAGCCGUGCGCGGCGGCGGACGACGUGGCCCAGGCCAACAGCAUCGUCCAGUCCCUCAACGGCUUCUCCUCCGUGGCGCACAUCUCCGGGAUGGGCCUCAAGGUCGUGCCCAUGAUCGCGCCCUUCUCCAACCUCCGCGCCGUCAACCUCUCCGGCAACUUCAUCGUUCAUAUCUCCCCCGGAUCGCUGCCGAAGGGCCUGCACACGCUGGAUCUGUCGCGGAACAAGAUCGCCAACGUCGAGGGGCUCCGGGAGCUGACUAAGCUGCGCGUGCUGAACCUCAGCUACAACCGGAUCUCGCGCAUCGGCCACGGGCUGUCGAACUGCACGGCGAUGAGGGAGCUGUACCUGGCGGGGAACAAGAUCGGCGACGUGGAGGGGCUGCACCGGCUGCUGAGGCUGGCGGCGCUGGACCUGGGCUUCAACAGGCUCACCACGGCCAAGGCGCUGGGCCAGCUGGUGGCCAACUACCACUCCCUCCUGGCGCUCAACCUGGUGGGCAACCCCGUGCAGGCCAACGUCGGCGACGACGCGCUGCGCAAGGCCGUCACCGACCUCCUCCCGCAGCUGGCCUACCUCAACAAGCAGCCCCUCAAGCCGCGGGAGGCGGCCACUGACAGCGUCGCGCGCGCGGCGCUCGGCACGGGAGGGCGCAGGAGGGGGGCGCCGCGGCGCCUGAGCCAGAGCCCCGGGUCGUCGUCGUCGUCGUCGUCCAGGAGCAGGUCCAAAGGCAGGCAGCACCACGGCUCGAGCAUGACGGCAAGGAAGUGA
Molecule: messenger RNA, 1851 nt
Organism: Triticum turgidum subsp. durum (durum wheat)
Lineage: Eukaryota; Viridiplantae; Streptophyta; Magnoliopsida; Poales; Poaceae
Source: the annotation of a GenBank genome assembly